UUCCCAGAAAAAAAGGUUGCAGUUUUAAGAAUCACCUGAAGUUCGCUUAGAAUGGUUGGACUCUCUCUACCUACGAUCUGAAAAUCCCUAAUCUAAAGCCUUCUUCUUCUUUCUUCCUGUUUUCUAGUAAUCUCUUCUUCUGUUCACUUCUGUGUCCCUUAUAAAGUUUCUGCCUUUUUUCCUCCAAGAAUUCCUUUGUUUCUUUUUUUCCUUCUUCGGCUGUCGUUUUAGUUAGAGAUUGGUGGAGGGUUUCGGUUCUUCCCUGAAUCUCUUCGACUCAAAGAAGUUCAAUUGAACAAGACACUGAUUCAUAUCUGGAGGUGCCCAAUUGGAGACAAGCAUGAUAGAUGUUAUGAAUUCGUUGAGAGAUCCGAUGAAAGGAAGCCAGGAAAAAUGUUUAGAUCCUCAGCUAUGGCAUGCCUGUGCUGGUGGCAUGGUUCGUAUGCCUCCAGUGAGCUCCAAGGUCUUCUAUUUUCCUCAGGGACACGCCGAAAAUGCUUACGAGCGCGUCGAUUUCGGGAAUUUGCCAGUCCCCGCUAUGGUUCUUUGCAGAGUCUUGGCCAUUGAGUAUAAGGCUGAUGCCGAAUCCGACGAGGUUUUCGCCAAAAUCAGGCUGAUACCCUUGAAAAGCGAUGAGCUUGAUUACGAGGAUUGCGAUGGUGAUGCCGGUUUUGGCGCGUGUAAUAACGGAUUCGACAGUAACAACGAGAAAACGCCUUCCUUCGCCAAGACAUUGACUCAGUCUGAUGCCAACAAUGGCGGCGGAUUCUCCGUUCCUCGUUACUGCGCAGAGACUAUCUUCCCGAGGUUGGACUACAGCGCUGAGCCACCGGUUCAGACCAUUCUUGCAAAGGAUGUUCAUGCAGUUAUCUGGAAGUUUAGGCACAUAUAUAGGGGGACCCCUCGCCGGCAUCUUCUGACGACGGGGUGGAGCAAUUUCGUGAACCAGAAGAAGCUCGUGGCCGGUGACUCGAUCGUCUUCAUGCGAGCGGAGAUCGGGGAUCUUUGUGUAGGGAUUAGAAGGGCUAAGAGAGGAGGAAUCGGUAGCGGAUCCGAGUUUUCGAUGGGUUGGAAUCCGGUCGGCGGAAGUUGUGGCUAUGCUUCUCUUCUACGGGAAGCUGAUGAAAACGGUAAUCUGAAUAGAAGAUGUUAUCCCGAGGAUCGGAAGGGAAAAGUGACGGCUGAAUCCGUUCUUGAAGCGGUAAAUCUUGCCAUCAGCGGAAGGCCGUUUGAAGCCGUGUACUAUCCGAGGGCAAGUACCUCGGAGUUCUGCGUGAAGGCAUCGGAUGUUAGAGCUGCAUUGCGGAUACCAUGGUGCUUGGGAAUGAGGUUUAAAAUGGCUUUUGAGACGGAAGACUCGUCUCGUAUAAGCUGGUUUAUGGGCACUGUUUCGUCAGUUAAUGUCUCUGACCCCAUCCGUUGGCCAAAUUCUCCGUGGAGGCUGUUACAGGUUGCAUGGGAUGAGCCGGAUCUACUUCAAAACGUGAAGCGGGUGAACCCGUGGUUAGUUGAAUUGGUUUCCAAUAUACCCGCGAUCCCGUUUUCUUCGUACUCGCCACCUAGGAAGAAGAUGCGGCUUCCUCAACACUCGGAUUAUAACCUGAUCAACUCGAUCCCCAUUCCUUCGUUCUCAAGCAAUCACCUCGGGUCAGGCAGUCCGUUAGGUUGUGUUCCGGAUAAUAUACCUGUCGGUUUACAGGGAGCCAGGCAUGCUCAGUACGAGUUAUCAUCCUCGGAUCUCCACCACUUGAACAUGCUGCCACCAGGUUUUUUCCCGAUCCGUUUUCAGGGUUUCGAUCGUUCCGUUCCUCCGCUCGGAUUGCUUCCCAGCGGAAACCCGCUGAGGAACGGCGGCAAUGGUGAGAAAGGAUCGUGCUUCUUGACAAUGGGAAGCCCUUCUCGUCUUCUCAAGGAUGAUACCGAGUCCAAAAAGCCUCACAUUGUUCUGUUUGGCAAGCUCAUCCUCCCCGAGGAGCCAAAACCCGAGAACGAAUCCGCUGAUACGAAUCCCGAGAAAACCCCGAUUUCAUCAGGCGCGUCGAACCAGAACGGCACGAAGGAGAUAUCGUCUUCGGACGAGAGGUCACCUUGCUCCAAGGAUCAUCGCAAGGACAGUGAUGCAGGAGGAUUGGAGACAGGACAUUGCAAAGUGUUCAUCGAAUCCGACAACGUAGGUAGAACCUUAGAUCUCUCGGUUCUCGGGUCAUACGAAGAACUGUGUCGGAAGCUCUCGGACAUGUUCGGUAUCGAGAAUCCGGAAAAGUUGAGCUCUGUUCUCUAUUGUGAUGCAUCAGGAGCCAUCAAAUAUGCAGGAAAAGAACCCUUCAGUGAAUUUUUGAAGACGGCGAGGCGAUUAACGGUUUUGACGGAUCAAGGAAGCGAGAACGUAGUGAGAUAGAGGAUGAGGAGGAGGUUUGGUCGUGUGAAUGUGAAGUGAGUUCUUAUCCAACGUUGUAUAGACAUGAAGGCGAAUCCCAUGUUUCCCACUUGCUUCUCUUGAUA
Tarenaya hassleriana is the source of this 2502-nucleotide messenger RNA. Its product is annotated as auxin response factor 16-like. Gene Ontology annotation, cellular component: nucleus. Gene Ontology annotation, molecular function: protein binding; DNA binding. The record is from RefSeq and is a predicted model, not a curated record. Lineage: Eukaryota; Viridiplantae; Streptophyta; Magnoliopsida; Brassicales; Cleomaceae. Gene Ontology annotation, biological process: regulation of DNA-templated transcription; response to hormone. Bases 341 to 2398 code for a protein of 685 amino acids. The transcript has 4 exons.